This is a messenger RNA of Kwoniella botswanensis, 1251 nucleotides long. RefSeq lists its product as uncharacterized. Bases 1 to 1251 code for a protein of 416 amino acids. The transcript has 6 exons. NCBI's taxonomy places the organism in Eukaryota, Fungi, Basidiomycota, Tremellomycetes, Tremellales, Cryptococcaceae. The record is from RefSeq and is a predicted model, not a curated record.
AUGAAACACCAAAAUAAGGAAGAUUCUGCGAGCUGCUUGACGGUUGAUCCACUGGAGCACCUGUGCUUGUCCACGCCCUUCCGUCGCAACGCCUUCUCUGAAUCAUUCAUUUCAUCUCUCUCGUCAAAGGACAAGAAUGCUCCAUCGUCGGCGAAAGCCUUCGUCGCCCACAAUGCAAGCUUUUUAUCGUUGUUGUCCUCUGAUGCAAGGGUCCGCUGUCUAGCCAAAGAUGAGACUGGUAACAGCUUCGCUCACGAAGCCGGAGUGUGGGUCGAAUCAUUGAAUGAGGUCUGGUUCACGUCGAACUUGUUCUGUCAAAGACCAGCAUCAGAAACAGAAGGUCUUGCAAAAAUGCGCGUAGAUAUCAGUGCAGUCAACGUCAGUACUGGAGAAGUGCGAAAGCUUCACAUACCUCAAGUCCGAGCGGGCAACGGCGCUUGCCCUUACGGAAGAUUUGUCCUGUUCUGCGAUCAAGGUGGAGAUAUUGAACAACCUUCACAGCUGAUCCUCGUCGACCCUGAAAAUCCACAUAAGGCACAGAAUCUGAUCAACAACUUCUAUGGACGUCAUUUCAACUCACUAAACGAUGUGAUCGUCCUCCCACCUCCACAUGGGCGACAUGCGGAGUCUGUCCAAAUUAGCGAUGACAUCGAGUUUCGCAAAGAAAUCCCCAGAGGUUCCACCAUCUGGUUCACCGACCCUACUUAUGGAUUUGAGCAAUCAUUCAGACCAGCUCCUCAGCUCCCUUCACAAGUAUAUGCUUUGGACCCUCACUCAGGUCGCAUCAAAGUUGUGGCCGACGGGUUUGACCAUCCAAACGGAAUAGCUUUCAGUCCCGAUGGCUCAACAUGCUAUAUCACCGAUACCAGUCAUAUCCACGGAACGGGUAGAUUGGAUCCCCGUCUGCAAAGUACCAUAUACGCGUUCGAUGUCGUCUGGCUAGGAGACGUACAUUCUGCUGGAGGACCCAGCCUGCAGAAUAGACGAGUUUUUGCUUUUGCAGAUACGGGGGUACCCGAUGGGAUCAAAUGUGACGUGAUGGGGAAUGUCUACGCAGGAUGCGGAGAUGGCAUACACGUAUGGAAUCCGUACGGUACACUGAUAGGAAGAAUAGUACUUGGAGCUGCAGAUAGCAACCUGGGAGCUGGCUGUGCAAACUUUUGCUUCAUACCGGGAGGGAAAUUGGUCUGUUUCUCCGAAGAUAGAGUGUAUCUAGUUGAAGGUUUGACAGUAGAAGGAGCUUUGCUUUGA